AUGUCCAGUCUCAGCACCGAUUGCUCGCAAUGGACAAAACUAAACGAUUUCAGCGAAUACAUUCAGGAUCUCGACUCUAAAACACAGUUUAAUAAGAGCUUACUAGAGUAUUGUAAGAGCGAGAUAUGUAACGCUAUCUAUGGCACAGGAAAUCCUGACAUAUCUGGAAUUGGGGUUGCUGUUGGUUAUGUUCUCGAGAUCAUACUGAGCAUACUACUAUCUCUUGCAGUCAUAAUGUCCAAGCGAAGUGGCAAGAAUAGCCAUGGGCGUGAAGUUGCAAAAGCCGGCCUUGAAGCAUUUGUCGACUGUGCUGCAUAUUUUGCACUGGCGCUACAGCUGGCUACGAUCGCUGUACUUGCUCGCAAAGACUAUGGUAUCAGCACUGCGGACUUGGGCGCUAUAGAAGCUCGAAUAUCCCAAUCUGUCGCCGUCGUUAGCAUGAUGCCGCUUCUGUACCCGGUUGCUCUGUUGGAGCCAGCAGCGAAAAGCAGCGCGAGAGCCAGUAUUAAACACAACGCCAGACUACUUCUCCUCAGUGUAACUGUUGCACUGUCAUUCUAUCCCUUCUUAUCGAGGUGCAUUCAUGCCUUUGACAUAAGCCCCAUCGGUGAGGGUAAGGGCUCAGAGGUAUCGCCUACAGACUGGAGUGUCGUUGAGGAUAUGUGCUUUCCCGCAGAGUACAGAAAUAUUGGGCGAUCGACAACUUUCAAAUCUCUAAAUGGCUUAGAAUUGACUGCCUCCCUGAUUACAUACAUCUUCACAUUCUGGCUCCUUGCUGGUCUACCUGGCACAUGCUACGACCAUGACGAGAAGGCAAAGGUUACCAAAGGAGCAGAAGACAAGGUCUCUUGGCGUGAGAGUGUCAACAAGUGGUUCAGUGACAGGCCACUUGCUGCCGUCCUUCCUCUUCUUGUGUUGGUUGGACUGACCAUACCACUGCUGGUGGUGAUCUUCACACUUAGAAACGUCCAGGAGCAAAUGUCGGAGAACAUGGGUGAAAAAUACGAUGGGAAUUACUGGGGAUUUGGACAGAUUGUGUCUAUCAUACUGUUUAUCCCUGUUGGAGUCGAAAUGGCAUAUCGGUUGAGAUUCAGUUCAGUACACGCAUACAAACUAGAUGGAUAA
Messenger RNA from Fusarium proliferatum ET1, 1125 nucleotides. RefSeq lists its product as uncharacterized. NCBI's taxonomy places the organism in Eukaryota, Fungi, Ascomycota, Sordariomycetes, Hypocreales, Nectriaceae. The coding region runs from base 1 to 1125 and encodes 374 amino acids. The transcript is spliced from 2 exons. The record is from RefSeq and is a predicted model, not a curated record.